Cuscuta campestris is the source of this 1726-nucleotide messenger RNA. The record is from the annotation of a GenBank genome assembly. NCBI's taxonomy places the organism in Eukaryota, Viridiplantae, Streptophyta, Magnoliopsida, Solanales, Convolvulaceae.
AAAACCGCCGCUGGACGCCAUCUCUUUCUUUCGCCUUCUUCACCACCGUUCGUCUGCAACUCCGCUGCUCACCCGACUCGUUCUUCUUCCUAUCCAGGUCAGUUCCUUCUCCCGCCGCCAUGAUUGUCUCAGUUUCCGAUUCGGCUACCCCAUCGUCCAAUUCUCGCCAAGCCGGCCAAUCGGCCUCUGACCGUAACCCCGGCCACACUCCAUCACCCCGGCCGUCGCCGUCGGUCGUGCCUGGCCACAAACAGCGUCGAUUGAGGAAGCAAUACCCUUCCUCAACUCCGGUAGAUGAGGGCUCAAGGGUUGAAUUGGACGAAAACAUCAUGGCGUUGUGCCAUUGUCAAAUUACUGACCGGGGGUUCGCCGAUGCCACUAACAUGGUUGGACCCUCCAUCGAGGUGGUGACAGAGGAAACCCUUGCCGGGUUGGGGUUUGAGUUUGUUCAGGAUGAGCUUCGCCACCAACCCGACCUACUAAGGGACAUCCCCGGGGGGCAUCAGCCUGGCCAGCUGAAGGACAUUCCUGAGGAAGGUCUUGACUGUGGUCCUUUUGUGGAUUUACAAGAUUCAGGAGAGGAGAUGGACAGCAAUCUCCUGCUUAGUCGCUUCACUGCAGGGAGGAAAAGGAAGAGAGAGACGAAGGGCCAGGGCAAACGUUCUUCAUCCCACCACGAGGAGAGUCCUUCUCGAGAGCCGACCGUAAUUGUGGUGGAGGACCAAGAAGAUGCUACCCAGGAACCGGGUACCAUGGCUGGCCAAUCCCCUCCACACCCCGCGAUGCAGGGUGGCGACCUCGUUGGGUCGUCUCAGGGCAUUGCCUUGGAGCGACUUCCCUCACCACCCGCAGUGACCUACGAGGUGGCGACCGGGGGUCGCUCGACGAGGCUCUACAUCCCUCCCCUGCCCCAAAGCCUAGGGGACGUACAACUGGAGACCCUGAUCACUCUGCCUGCAGAAGACCAGGCUCGUAUCUCAGCAGGCUCCGAGGACGACCUUGACAACAUAGUCCUUUUGGGGCUCAGUCAGGCUACGCUGGGGAUGAUUGAGGUGGUCGGCCGAAAACAGGGUCGCCAGGCCGCCGCGGACGAGGCGAUGAAAGCAGCCGAGGCCAAGCAGAAGGAGCUGCAGGAGGAGUUGGAGGUGGAGAGGAGCGAUCGGGUCCGCCAUGCAGAGGGAGCGGUAGAAUCCUUCAAGUCCUCUCCUGACUUCACGGUAGUCGCGAUGGAGCGGAUGGAAGAGCUAACGGCCGCUUGGCUCAAAACUGAACCUGGGGCUCAAUGGAUGGUCAAGGAGGGAACCAAGUCCUUCAAUUGCGGACUCUUCCACGCUCAACAGGUCUUCCACGACAGGCUGGCCCAGCUCCCCAAAGGAUUCUCCCUCCCCGACCUUGGCUUCCCUCCUCUCUGCCGCUCCUUGGCCGAGUUCGACCCCAGUCCCUAUCCAGACGGGGGGAGCUCGAGUGCGUCGGAAGAAGAGGAAGAAGAGGAAGUGGAAGGUGGUCAGAGCGACCAGAAUCCAGGGGCCAGCUUAGCCAUGUCCAAAGCGGGUGGACCUUCCGGCUCGCCCGUCUAAAUCCCCCAUUGUUCCCCCAUAGCUUUACAAACACUUGCCUCUCUCUUUUCCUUCGGAAUGAUUUGUCGUUUUGAUACAAUGCUCCUAUGUUGCUUGAUUUUCUAGAUUCACCAUGUGCUUUCUCUCUUUGGCGCUUUACUUCAGCACUC